This is a messenger RNA of Leptopilina boulardi, 1284 nucleotides long. RefSeq lists its product as uncharacterized. The record is from RefSeq and is a predicted model, not a curated record. NCBI's taxonomy places the organism in Eukaryota, Metazoa, Arthropoda, Insecta, Hymenoptera, Figitidae. The transcript has 6 exons. The coding region runs from base 130 to 1242 and encodes 370 amino acids. Gene Ontology annotation, molecular function: DNA binding.
UUUGUUACGUUUGCAUUUUAAAACAAAAUAGGAACGAAAAUAUAAAAGCGAUGUCAUUUUCAUCUAAUUUGCUGCUAGUCAAAUCGUGAAAUUUAUUCAAUUUAAAAAUUAAACUUUUUUUAUUGAAAAAUGGAUCAAGAAUUACUUCUUAUUGAGGGCGAUGGUUGUUUCACAAUUAUAAAUAAAAUGUCAGUCAUUUUCGAUUCAAGUAUUCCGGAACUGAAACGUGGGAUAACCAUCAAGUAUCUUUGGCCAGAAUUUUCUGCAGUGCAAAAACGUUACACGGGAACCAUAAUUGGCAUGUCAAACAGCGAGAAAGAAUUGCUAACACUGCAAAAUCAAAAAUUAAAGGAAGCUGGAAAAAGAAGUCAGGCAAAGAAACGAAAACUUCAAUGCGACUCUUUUUCUGAAAGUGAGGAUCAAUCAAAUUUCGAUGAAUCAAGUUCAAAUGUAAUUUUUGACAAAAUUCAAGAGGCAUUGCAACUUAACAAACAGUUAACUAAGAUUUUAGAGGAUUUAAAAAAACUCGCUUUUUCUGUUGACCGAAGCCAAGGUAAAAAUUUACGCUUCUCAUCAAUUUCGAGUGCAAUUAAAGAUAACACACCAUUAUUGUCAAAUUUAAAUAAUGCAGUAACUGAGCACCAGGCAUCUACAUCUUUCAAUUGGCUUUUGGAAAAUCCACAUUCCUCAAUAAUUUCAAAAUCCAUAAAAGAAAAAGCAGUUACUAAGCCUCUCGCAUCUACUGCUUUCAAUUCGAUUUUGAAAAAUUAUAGCGAAGACUAUGAGGAAAGUGAAGGUGAACAACAUCUUGAAAAAGAAAACAUCACUGGUCCUAAACUCAUGGAAACAGAGGGUGUUGUUGAAGAGAACAAUAUGUUCAUAUUUACGAAAAGUACUGCCGGCGAUAAGGCUGUUGAAUUGAUCUCAGAGAGCGAUGUAUAUAUCGAUAAAACCGUUUUGAAAGACUGCAAACGCAAAGCAACAUCGCAUAAUGCAUUAGCGCGAAUGCUAAUGUCCAACAUUUUUACUGCAGAAGCACUUCUUCAAUAUAAUUUGGAAACAAAAAAGAACAAGGAAGGACUUCCAAGUUCUGUCAUUGACGUGAUUUUAAAAUAUUGUAUCAAUGUAGCAAGGAAGAAUGGAUGGAGGCCGAACAAUGAUCGGGCAGUAAUUGAUAGUCUUCGCUCUAAAUUAAAAGAAAUAAAAGUAAAACAUGCCCAUAAAACGCAACCGAAAAAGUAAAAAAAGUUAUUCAGUUUAAUUAUUUAAUUAAUAUUAAUGUUC